Messenger RNA from Labrus bergylta (ballan wrasse), 4452 nucleotides. RefSeq names its product epithelial cell transforming 2 (gene ect2). Gene Ontology annotation, molecular function: guanyl-nucleotide exchange factor activity; GTPase activator activity. The record is from RefSeq and is a predicted model, not a curated record. Gene Ontology annotation, biological process: intracellular signal transduction; regulation of cytokinesis, actomyosin contractile ring assembly; nervous system development. Gene Ontology annotation, cellular component: nucleus; cell cortex. NCBI's taxonomy places the organism in Eukaryota, Metazoa, Chordata, Actinopteri, Labriformes, Labridae.
CUAACAGCAGGCUGACACACUGCGUUACGUUUAGCUGUCAACAAACUUAAGUAGACACUUUUCGGAAGUUUGGACUAUUUUUGUUUUACGCUGAAAAGGCAACAUGCAUUGAUACCAGAUUGGAGACAUAACGGAGAGAUGUCGCAGCUUUUCUGAAGAGGGUUUUUGGACCGAAAGGGGACUCUUCAUUGUAUUGUGACUUUCUGGCUCAGAAGCUAAUUUGGCUAAAUUAGCUUGAGAGCUAAUUGAACUGGUCAGCAGCCGGUUUAGCUCCUAAUUCUCUUACUAAAGGUACCAGCAAUCAAAAAACUCGUUUGGACAGUUUGGUGUCGCCUUCGGUUCCUGCCAUGGCUGACAGCAGCAUACUGACUUUAGGGACAGCUCGGAGUCUGUUGGACUCUUCAGUCUAUGAUUCGAGGAUCGCCGAAACCACCAAGGACCAUGUAUUUCUGGGCAUGGCAUGUGAAGAUGGGGAAGACAUGCAUCCAAAAGUGGAGACGAGGGUCGUUCUGGUGGGAGAAGCCGGUAGAAAUGGAGCUCUGGUCAAAGCCCUGCAGGCCAUCAAAGUAAUGGAGGUACCCGUGGUAAAGAUAAGGGAAGGCGAGGCGGGUGCUGAGGAGAAAAUGAUGAUAAAAUCUAUAGUCAAUAUGGACAUCAACACGCCGUGCCUGAUUACAGACAGCGUCCAGGAGUUUGGAGACGGAGAGAACACGGAGUUCGAGACAGUCUUCGUCCUAACAGACUUUGAUUGUCCCGAGUACAGCUACCUCUACAAACGGGACAACCGCAUUGUGGGGCCUCCUGUUGUCCUGCACUGUGCUGCAAAGGAGGAACCUUUACAGUUUUCCUGUCGUCCUCUCUACUCCACCACAAUGCUCAACCUGUCGCUGUGCUUCACUGGCUUCAGAAACAAAGAGGAAAUGAAAAACCUGGUGAACCUGGUGCAUCACAUGGGUGGAACCAUCCGGAAAGACUUCAGCACCAAGGUUACUCAUCUCAUCGCCUACUCCACCCACGGAGAAAAAUACAGGCUGGCGGUGUGCAUGGGGACCCCCAUCCUCACUCCGUUGUGGAUUCUCAAGGCCUGGGAGAAGAGAGAUGAAGAGCUCUUCCAUGCAGGAGAAGAGGAGUUUCGGACAGAGUUCAAAGUACCUCCAUUCCAGGACUGCGUGCUUAGUUUUUUGGGUUUCUCCGAUGAAGAGAAGGUCAACAUGGAGGAGAGAACUCUCAAACAUGGCGGCAGUUAUCUCGAGGUCGGAGAUGAGAGGUGUACGCACAUGGUGGUGGAGGAGAACUCGGUGAAGGAGCUGCCAUUCUCUCCGACAAAACAACUCUAUGUGGUCAAACAGGAGUGGUUCUGGGGAAGCAUUCAGAUGGACGCCCGGGCCGGGGAGUCCAUGUAUCUCUACGAGAAGAACGACAGCCCGGCCAUGAAGAAGGCCGUGUCCCUCCUGUCCAUCACCACCCCUAACAGCAACCGUAAACGCAGACGUUUCAGGGACACGCUGGCUCAGCUAACCAAGGAGACGGAGAUCUCCCCCUUCCCUCCACCGCGCAAGAGGCCGUCAGCAGAGCACUCCCUCUCCAUGGGUUCUCUGCUGGACAUCUCCAACACCCCUGACACAUGUAAAGCCUUAGCAGAGAGUUCAAAGCCCUCCAAGAGUUCAACUCCGGCUCUGUCCAAGCAGUCAGCCAGGUGGCAGGUCUCCAAGGAGCUCUACCAGACUGAGAGCAACUACGUGGACAUUUUAAGCACCAUCCUCCAGCUUUUCAAGAUUCCUUUGGAGAAAGAGGAGCAGGUGGGCGGACCCAUUCUGGCCCAAGAGGAAAUGAAGACAAUAUUUGGAAGCAUCCCAGACAUCUACGAGGUUCACAAAAAAAUAAAGAGUGAUCUUGAGGAACUCCUGACAGACUGGUCAGAGGACAGGAGCGUCGGCGACAUCAUUCUCAAAUAUUCGAGAGAGCUGGUCAGGGCCUACCCUCCCUUUGUCAACUUUUUUGAAAUGAGCAAGGAGACCAUUGUUCGCUGUGAGAAACAAAAGCCACGCUUCCACGCUUUUCUCAAGAUCAACCAGUCCAAGCCGGAGUGCGGCAGACAGACGCUGGUGGAGCUGCUCAUCAGACCUGUUCAGAGACUGCCCAGUGUAGCUCUUCUUCUUAACGACAUAAAGAAGCAUACGUCAGAUGACAACCCAGACAAGAUAACACUGGAGAAAGCAAUUGAGUCUCUGAGAGAAGUCAUGACCCAUAUCAACGAGGACAAGAGGAAGACUGAAGGCCAGAAGCAGAUCUUUGAUGUCGUUUAUGAAGUUGACGGCUGUCCUGCCAACUUGCUGUCCUCCCAUCGCAGCCUGGUUCACAGAGUAGAAACGAUUGCCCUGGGAGACCAGCCCUGUGACCGCGGGGAACAUGUGACCCUCUUCCUCUUCAAUGACUGCCUAGAGAUUGCGAGGAAGCGACACAAGGUGAUCAAUACAUUCAAGAGUCCACUGGGACAGACAAGACCGCCGCCCCCGCUCAAGCACAUUGCACUGAUGCCACUGUCCCAGAUACGAAGAGUGCUGGACCUGCAGGACACAGAAGAGUGUGUGAAUGCCUUCGCCUUGGUGGUUCGCCCUCCGACUGAACAGGAGAACUUGUUGUUCAGUUUUAAACUGGCUGGAGAGGAAACCGUUAAAAGCACCUGGCUGCGAACACUUUGCCGCCAUGUUGCCAACACCAUCUGCAGGGCUGACGCGGAGGACAUGAUUCAGUGCACGGACCCAGACUCACUACAGGUCAGCACAAAGGAUAUGGACAGCACCCUGAGCAAAGCCUCCAGGGCCAUCAAGAAAACUUCCAAAAAGGUAACGAGGGCCUUUUCCUUCACCAAGACCCCGAAGCGUGUGAUCCAGAGGGCAUUCAUGGCCAACAGUACACCAGACGAGAAAAGUCAGAGGCUGAGUUGUGAAAACCGCAUUGGCAGCAGUUCCACUCUGGCUGCCCACCAUUCCCCCUCCAUGGUCAAUCUGCCCUCCAUGUUCGAGAGGAAGUACCACACAUUCAGUCGCUCAACCACCCACCUCUUCUGAGAUGCACCGACACGACUCAACCCAUCUUCUCACCUUCUUUGCCUUUACUGUAACUAACAGCAGGACAUGACUGGACAUGUGUGUGACAUUUACGAUAACUUUAAAGUCUGGAGAGCGUGUCCGUACUUCGGAUCUGCACAAAUCCACGAGGAAUGUCAUGUAGCCACAUUCUGAAAAAUGCACUGAAGCUGUGGACAAACUUGAAUCUGAUACUUGACACUAUCAGAAUUGUCCAGCUACUAUUGGUGCCUCUUGGCUGCAAUUUGGGCCAAGUAGAGUUGAAUUGAGAAGCCUCAUUUAAGAAGUUGAGAAGUGUUAUCGUCUGCAAAAAAAAUCUAUAUUUUUUGCUGACAAGGCACAAAAAAAUAUAGUUUCUUAUCUAAUCUAGCACUCGGGGGUUGGCGGAUGUUUAAACAUGCACAAAUAAGAGGAUUUACCUGGAGCGGUACUGCAUCAUGCUAGUGGCUACAGAUUAGCGAUUAGCACCACGCUAGCGGCUACAGAUUAGCGAUUAUCAUUGGUUCUGGUGAGCUUAAAGCCUUAGCCUAAAAAGAAAAAGUGAAGGAUGCUCUUUUGCUCUUUUGACUACAUUUGUUUAUGGAUUGUCUUGGGGUGUUUUUCAUUGGAUGUCAAAGUUAUUCACCUUUCACAGUUCGCCUCUUGCUGGGCCUUCUGGUUGGUUACUUAGUCGAGUGAAGUGAUAACACUAACUUUAAGUAAACGACCUCAUCCGACCUCGGGUCGAAAUAGGGACUUGGACCUGUUGCCUGAAUGUUGCUGGAUGUUCAAGUUUAAUUUCACCUUGCAUCAAAAGAAGCGUUUAAUCGAAUAUGUUUUUGUUUGCGUUGCUAAGCUCUGUUUAGGAUUUAUAAAAGUUAAAUUGGACUGAUUGAUUGAGCGCCCUUUGCUGUAUUAUGGCUUUUUUUUUGUAUUAACAUGCUAGGUAAACGACUUCUCAUUUAAACUGACAUUUAGUCUUGUGUUGUUUUAGCGGUUAGAUUUAAUUUCACUUGAUUUAAUAAUAUGACUUAUUAUAAAUUAACCCACCUUCAAAGUGUAAACGUACUACAGCUUCCAGCUUUUAUAAAGCUUUUAAUUUAGCAUUUACGAGAUUCAGCGGAGAAAAUGCUCAGCCACAUCUGCUUACCCGUCCACGUUUUAAAUGUUCGUUUUUUUUAACCGUGUUUUUCUCUGUGUGUGUCUGUCGAAGAAGGGAUGCUGCGUCAGUGUACAUAUUUAUUCUGGAUGAAUACAUUUUAAUAUCUGUUUUUCUUUAUCUUCUCUUUCUAUUUAUGUUUUUUCACUUUUCUCUGUUUUUUUUAAUCGACUUUAAAUCCUCUCCUUUUGUUUAAUCUUUGUAUUAAAUGCACUUAAACAUGUA